AUAUUGUUUCGCGAAUGCAUCAACGCCGCUGGAGCUGGUGCUACUACGGCGGUCAGGGCCAUCUUUGGUUGUUCUCGCCGGGUGGACCACAGUCAGUGAUCAAUUGUGAUAGUUAUCGAAUUAAACCAGCGAUAGGUGUUUGCAAGCGGUUCGUUUAUUUCAAUUAAGACAACAACCUGUUUAGAUAUUCUGCAUAAAUAUUAAGCCGCACCAACACCGUUUUGAAGAUUUUUUGCAACGGAAAUUUGACUGAAGACGGGAGAUCCACUGUAAUACAACAUGGAUGAGGAAUAUGAUGUUAUCGUAUUGGGAACCGGACUUACAGAAUGCAUUCUUUCUGGGAUCAUGUCCGUGAAUGGGAAGAAAGUCUUGCAUAUGGACAGGAAUCCAUAUUACGGAGGUGAAAGUUCCUCCAUCACACCCUUGGAGGAGCUCUAUAAGAGAUUUGGGAUUUCAGACAGCCCCCCAGAGUCAAUGGGCCGGGGAAGAGACUGGAAUGUUGAUCUUAUCCCUAAAUUCCUGAUGGCCAAUGGUCAGUUAGUUAAGAUGCUUCUAUACACUGAAGUGACCAGAUAUCUCGACUUUAAAGUGGUUGAGGGAAGCUUUGUGUACAAAGGGGGGAAAAUCUACAAAGUGCCCUCAACUGAGACGGAGGCUCUUGCUUCAAACCUAAUGGGAAUGUUCGAGAAAAGACGUUUCCGGAAGUUCCUAGUUUUUGUGGCCAACUUUGAUGAGAAUGACCCCAAGACGUUAGAAGGUGUUGAUCCCAAACUCACAACAAUGGGAGAAGUGUACAAGAAGUUUGAUUUAGGACAGGAUGUCAUAGACUUCACAGGACAUGCCUUGGCCCUCUACAGGACAGACGAUUACCUUGAGCAGCCGUGUCUGGAGACCAUCAAUCGGAUCAAACUCUACAGUGAAUCUCUGGCACGCUAUGGGAAGAGCCCUUACCUGUACCCACUGUACGGAUUAGGAGAGCUGCCCCAGGGAUUUGCUAGGUUAAGUGCAAUUUACGGUGGAACCUAUAUGUUAAACAAACCAGUGGAUGAGAUAGUUAUUGAGGAUGGCCACGUGGUGGGCGUGAAAUCUGAAGGAGAGAUUGCACGCUGCAAACAGCUCAUCUGUGACCCCAGCUACAUCCCGGACCGUGUGCAGAAAGUAGGCCAGGUGAUAAGAGUCAUCUGCGUCCUUAGUCAUCCCAUAAAAAAUACUAAUGAUGCCAACUCCUGCCAGAUCAUCAUCCCUCAGAAUCAAGUGAACCGCAAAUCAGAUAUCUACGUGUGCAUGAUCUCCUACGCUCAUAAUGUGGCGGCUCAGGGGAAAUAUAUUGCCAUUGCAAGCACCACUGUGGAAACCUCGGAUCCUGAAGCUGAAAUCGAACCUGCUCUGGAACUUCUUGAACCCAUUGACCAAAAGUUUGUGGCCAUCAGUGAUAUGUAUGAUCCCACAGAUGAUGGUACAGACAGUCAGGUAUUUGCAUCACGGUCUUACGAUGCCACCACUCACUUCGAGACGACCUGUAACGACAUCAAAGACAUCUACAAGCGCAUGACAGGAAGUGACUUCGACUUUGAGAACAUGAAGCGUAAACAGAAUGACGUCUUUGGGGAGGAUGAACAGUGAGAGGCACUGAUCUCUAGGAGCAGAAGGGGAGAUAGGUCAGGCUGAAUUUGAUUUACAUGGGCCGGUUUUGGAGAACACAAGAGAUAUAACAAUGUUGUGAAUCUUUUUCAACUGUCUUUAUCUCCCAGAAUGCUCUUUGUCUUGAAGCCCCGACCCCGUGUCUCGGUUCAGAUUCACACAGUUCAGCACACAGACACAAAUGCUCUAUUGCUCACAUUCCAUAAUUCACCUCUCUGCACUACAAAGUGGGCGACAUGCUAGUUUAGAUUCGCAAUUUGCAUUGUUUUGCCCAAAUAUCCUGUUGAAGUGAAACGUGUCUUUUUGUUCUGAAUAUUGCCCUUGACUGAAGCCCACACAUGUGAAAAACUGUGACUAUUGAAGGAAAGACAAAAUGCCUCUCAUCAACUUUAGUGAAACAUACCCAAACUCAGACUGUUAGUCACAUACAGAAACAGCUUCAUACUACAACAGUUUUCCUGUAUUUAGGAAAGUCACAUAAAGUCAUUAAACACUUAUAAUUAAACACUACAAUAUGACACCUGGAUGUAAUAUGAACAUAGACAGACUUCGACUUCAAGUAAAAAAAAUCAGCUUUCGAUGUGUCUAGCAUUUGACACAAUGUUCUGAAAGGAAUCGACAGUCCCUUUGGUGUGUAUCAUUUCAGUAGAUCUAACUAUCACUCACUGCUCUUUCAUUUUAUUUAAUUCUUUUUUUUUUGUGAAUUUUUUUGGACAACUAAAUUGAAUGAGGUGUAUAAUAUGCAGUAUAGAAGUGAAUUGUAAGCCAUUAACUUGUAACUAACAUUUGGUCUUUGUACUAACUUAAAAAUCACACACUUUACAAAAGUGUAAAAUCACACACUUCUUAUUGAUCUUGUUCUACAUUCCUCUUUCUUCUGUAAUCAUGGACGUUCAUAGUUUUGAAUGAUGACAGAAAUGGACAACUGUUAUUUAAUGGAAAGUUUGUUCAAAUUUGAAAUGAUACGAUCUUGAGAGCAAGUAUGAGUCUUGAAUUUAAGAGCGUUGAAGGAAUUGUGGAAGGAAUUUUCAGACCCCUGAUGGCAAAAUGAGAAUUUAUUGAGUAUCAUAAUUGCUAUUCUGGCUUUUGUACACUAGGCUAGUCCUAGUCUUAACACCUGAGAACACAGACAGAUAUUACGCUAAUAUUUAUUUGUUAUUAACACUACAUCUCUCUUUGUGAACUUCUCAUGGUACAACGCAAUCCAACUACAUCAUUAUCAAUGACUGACACUUUUACACGCUGUUAGAAACCACAACACAAACUUUGAAGUACUGACCCAAGAUUAGUCAUGUUCACCAUCAUUGAUAUCUGUGUAUAAAAUGUCUUAAUCAUGCUUAUUUCUAUUUUCUAUUGCCACAAAUAGAAGUUGACAGUAGUCUGCUGGACCAGCUGAUCAUUGCUGUACUGCUUUCAGUAUAGAAUAUACAAGCACUGCUUUUGUCAUGUGUUGUUUUCCAUAUUUGCCUUGUUAAGAAAAAGCCUCCAAACAAAAUCUUUGUUUGAAAUGGAAAACAAGGAGUGAGUGAAAGUUUCAUUACAUUCUUGAAAUUUAUCGGGCCAAAGUCACUUAUGGCCUUAUUGAUUCACAUAGAAUCCUAUUUAAAUCAUACAUUUUCUUCCGUAGUGCACAAAAUUAGCGAUAACUGGAAUCCAAUAGAAUUAAGCAUUGCUAUGUUUGGACAUUAUCGUUUGCACCUCUCCAGCAUAUUCUCUCAUAUGUUUGGAUUAACUGUUUUACUGUUCUUUUGUACUGUAUUUAUUUUUGUUUCGUCUUUCAUUUUCAUUGUUGAAACGAUAACUAAACAUUUAAAAAAAUUGACACAAGCUCGAUGACUUUAAGUUGUGAAUUUCAUCUCGUGUUUGAGCAGUCUUGUGUAACAAAAAUAAAUAUGAAUAAAAUGAAACAAAAUUUC
Molecule: messenger RNA, 3557 nt
Organism: Triplophysa rosa
Lineage: Eukaryota; Metazoa; Chordata; Actinopteri; Cypriniformes; Nemacheilidae
Gene: gdi1
Product: GDP dissociation inhibitor 1
Exons: 11
Coding region: 280-1623 (447 amino acids)
Biological process (GO): small GTPase-mediated signal transduction; vesicle-mediated transport; protein transport
Cellular component (GO): cytoplasm
Molecular function (GO): Rab GDP-dissociation inhibitor activity
Source: RefSeq, a predicted model, not a curated record